GUUGUUACCACGGUUACUGCACACCUCCACCUGCCGGGGGGACGGAGCGUUGCCAAGGUUACUGCUGCAGGGGGGAAGGGGCGUGUCCGAAUACCUGUGGAGCGCUCACCUGAGCUCAAAGCUGCAGCACAGCCUGGUCCCAGGUGUGUUGAAGCAGUGUGUGUGUGUUCUGUCCUGGAAGCUGAUGGAGUGUGUGUGGAGAGGACAAGAAGGACAGAGGAGAGACAUUUACUGCGAGAUGCUGGACGAACCCCACACCUGUCCUCUGACUCAGUACAGGGCGGACCCAGCUGUCCCUCAGGUGUUCAGUGUCUCUGCUCUGAUUGAAGGUCUUCAGACAGACAGCUGGUCCUCAGUGUCUCUGCGCUCUCUGCUGCCCCCUGGUGGAGGUCUGUCCUCGUCUCAGGUCAACUCAGCUCUGUCCUGGUCCUGCAGGACGAUGACCUCUGACCCCCCCGGAGACACAUCCAGACGCCCCCUGGUGGUGGGGAUGCUGGAGCUGCCGUCUCCGGCGGGACAGACGCUGCAGCUCAGAGACGGGACAGGGACCGUGGCUUGCGUCAUCACGGAAACCAGCGAGGGAGGGGGUCAGAGGGCGGCCUUCAACACCGCCUGGAUAGGUUGUCUGGUGUGUGUGGAGAAGUUCACCAUGGUGACAGAGAGAUUCCUCCAAUCAGAUUUCCCCUCCGACCAACAUCUGGACCAGGACAAGUACAUCACACACAAACACUGCAGGUUUUACCUGCAGUUUUAUCUGGAUCAGCUCCACAUCCUGAGCCCGUCCAUCGCCAUGGAGACUCACCUGAGGGGGGCGGAGCCAGGUGGUGAUGUCACAGAGGAAGAGGAGGAGCCGUCAGGCGGCAAGAGAAGAAGAAGAGACCCCCGGCCCUGCGUCUCCAUGGUGAUCAGGGUGCAGCAGAAAGAGGGCGUUGCCCUGAGGAACUCGGGGGCGGGGUCACACCAGGAGGAGGCGGGGCUAACAGCAAGCUUCUCCGUCACAGCGGCUGUGAUUGGUCCGGUGGUCAGCUGGGGGCGGGACCCGAAGAACAGACCAUUGACAGACAGGGAGGCGGAGCCAGAGAGGGAGGACAAGCAGCUGGUCCUGGUCCUCUCAGGUGUGUCUGCUCGAUGGUUUCCUCUCCUCCAGCCUGGAUGUUUCUACAGACUCAUCGCUGCUAACACACAGGAUCCCAGUGUUCUGAUUGGCUGUGGAGUCUCUGGGAGGAGGGGGGUGGAGCUCCACGCUGACUCCACCCUUCAGGUGCGAUCUGAUUGGAGGUUCCACACUCUGACACGCCCCCUGCUGCUGCUGCACACCUGCACACAGCCUCGCUCGCCCCCCGUCUCGACUCUCUCUCAGGUCCUGGACUGCAGCUCAGAGGUGGUGUGUUUUCAGGCUCAGGUGACAGACAGGAUCAGUGUGACGGAGCGCAGCAGAGGCUCCGCUGCAGGUGUGUGUGCAGGUGUGCGCCUCACAGUGUGUGAUCAGAGUGGGCGUAGUCUGCAGGUGUACCUGGACCUGAGCCACACCCCCCUACCCACCUGGACUGUUGCCUGGCAACACACUGCUGCUGUCAGCUUUCCAGAGGAGAGUGUCCAGGUCAGGGGGGGUGUACUGCAGUCAGCUACCUGUCAGCUCUCUCUCCGUCACCUCUCUGGCAGACUCCAGCUGUGUGCGCCCUCCUCCUGCUCCCAUGAUGCACCUGGGUGUGUGGACAGGUAGCAGGGAGCAGGGGUGCAUUGUGGGUCGGGUCAGAGGUCACGUGGUGUGUCUGUUGCUGCUGCAGCUGAGGUGGAGCUGCUCGCUGUGCGGAGGUCUCUACACACAGUGUUGUUCCAGCGCUCAGUGUGGAUCCUCCUCGUCUGUCUUUCAGUCCACAGUGAA
Messenger RNA from Trematomus bernacchii (emerald rockcod), 1885 nucleotides. Its product is annotated as CST complex subunit CTC1-like. Gene Ontology annotation, cellular component: CST complex. The transcript has 13 exons. Gene Ontology annotation, biological process: telomere maintenance via telomere lengthening; positive regulation of DNA replication. The coding region runs from base 185 to 1723 and encodes 512 amino acids. Gene Ontology annotation, molecular function: telomeric repeat DNA binding; single-stranded DNA binding. Lineage: Eukaryota; Metazoa; Chordata; Actinopteri; Perciformes; Nototheniidae. The record is from RefSeq and is a predicted model, not a curated record.